AUGUCGGAAUCAAAGGAAUACACAUAUGCUGAGGCAGCAGAACAUAAGACUAAGAAGGAUUUGUUUAUGGUUAUCCAUGAUAAAGUUUACGACACUUCGGCUUUUGUUGAUGAACAUCCUGGUGGAGAAGAAGUCCUCCUUGACGUUGGCGGACAAGAUGCAACUGAAGCAUUCGAGGAUGUUGGACACAGUGACGAGGCAAGAGAAAUCCUUGAUGGUUUACUUGUUGGUACCUUGAAGCGCAUGCCAGGCGACCCAGCCCCCAAAGCUCAAGCAGCAACCGCUUAUACAUCUUCCACCCAAGGCGAAGCCGGUAUGGGUGUCGGUCUCUACGCUAUCAUUCUCAUUGGUGGACUUGCAGCUUUCGGUGCUUACAAGUACAUGUUGGCCCAACAAAGUGCCGUUCCAGUUCAAGCUUAG
Messenger RNA from Botrytis deweyae, 420 nucleotides. RefSeq lists its product as uncharacterized. Bases 1 to 420 code for a protein of 139 amino acids. Lineage: Eukaryota; Fungi; Ascomycota; Leotiomycetes; Helotiales; Sclerotiniaceae. Gene Ontology annotation, biological process: sterol biosynthetic process. The transcript has 3 exons. Gene Ontology annotation, cellular component: intracellular membrane-bounded organelle; endoplasmic reticulum membrane. The record is from RefSeq and is a predicted model, not a curated record. Gene Ontology annotation, molecular function: heme binding.